Messenger RNA from Mesorhabditis spiculigera, 960 nucleotides. The record is from the annotation of a GenBank genome assembly. Lineage: Eukaryota; Metazoa; Nematoda; Chromadorea; Rhabditida; Rhabditidae.
AUGCUCUGGACAGCCCCGCUACUCCUCGUCAUAUCGCUCUUUUUCGUCGGGGCCUCCACAUUCUUCAUCAGAUCUCAUAUUCCAAGCGACAAGUCCUGCAACCACACGGCCGGCCACGAGUGCUUUGCCCUAAUUUUCAGCCGGAUAUCAGCCAUUUGCACCUCGGAGCCGUUGCAGUUCAAGUGCAUCCAUUACAACUUCCUCGAUCAUUGCUUUAAUCAACGCGUUGGAUAUUGUACUACCAAUCAGAUCUCCACUUUUGCCCGCGUCGGUUUCAACGAGGCGCAAAGGAAAUGCAGUGAAUUUCAUCCGAAAACAUACCGAGAGAAUCAGAAAAAUUACAAGACUUUCGACCAGUUGUUGGUCCCAUCUGUAAGUAAUUCCCACCGCGAGAUAUUUCGCGUCAGUUUGGGGGACAGCAGACGCCGGGUCCCGGAUUCGCAAUUUAUCGCAACGCUCGGUUACUUACAAACCCAAUGUUCGGCAACACAGAAUACUAGUUGCGCUGCCGACCAGAUGGAGAACAUUUUUGAAAAUUGUGAGCAUGAAAUUCGUACGAAAACUGCCAGCGCGCCAAAGGACAAUGACUUUGAUUUACACAAAUUGUUUAGAAUCAAACUUGACACCUCCCGUCGGUUAUUAACAUUCCAAGAGACCGAGAAGAACUAUGAGUGCCUAAUGGUAAAAUGGGCGCUGAAUAAGAUUUAUGACAUACAUACGCAGCAUUGUUUUCAUACAAUAAUGACUCGCUGCUUAUGUGAGCGGGGUGAAUUUGAGAAGCAUUGUGGCGUGAAAUGUGCUGAUUUAGAGGUCCAUCCUUUAAAAAUCAGUGAAGAAGAAUGGGAAGAAUUGCGAUCUCGACUUCAUCAUGGCCGUGGUAUACACAAAACAAUCCCAAUUCUAUUGAUAUUGAUUUGCCUCUCAACAAUAUUCUUUCAAGCUUUCGGUGAACAUCAAUGG